Molecule: messenger RNA, 3319 nt
Organism: Seminavis robusta
Lineage: Eukaryota; Bacillariophyta; Bacillariophyceae; Naviculales; Naviculaceae
Source: the annotation of a GenBank genome assembly
AACUGUGAGUCGAGUCAUUCAUCGAAGAACCCAUGAGGGUUCAGGUUUCCACGCCGGUCAGCGUGGAUGGAUAGGGAUCGGGAUCGUUUGUCUUCUUUGGCGUGCGGCUGCUCGACAAGAAGCAACGAUACGGAUACCUUCGUCCAUAGGAGAGAUGAGUUUUGCUUUUCCAUCCUUUUCCAAUUGUGAGCUUCCGGAGCCUUGAAAGCGUUCCGAAACGCGAGGUUGACUGAGUCAUGUUCCCGCAAGACUCUUACUGCCCUGGAUCAAAGCUCUAACCUUAACAUUUCCAGUCUAAGAAUUUAUUUGAUAAAAGGUAGCCUGGCCUGGGAGGAAGGAACGAGUGACAGUCUGAUACCCAUGUAGCUAGCUCUAGUUGAUAUACUGUACCGGUAGCAGAGCCUGAUGUGUUUUAGAGCCCGUUGGCUGCAGUUGUGAGCUCGUGAGCUUAUGAGCUUCACUCAAGCUGGUGUAUCGGUACAGUACUAUGGCUCGAUCUUUUUAUGAAAGGUAGCCUGAGGAAGGAUACCGUACGAUGUAGUCAAUACCAGUAGCAGAGAUCUGUGGGCAAUAGUUAUUUGUUGUGGGCUGAAACCGAGCUACCGGUACGUACUCUCUACUAGAGUCUAGCUAUUGGUACAGUAGCGGGAAAGCGUUCUCAAACGCGAGGUUGAUGGAGUCAUGUUCCCGCCUCUACUUACGGGUACUUUUUAAUCUCUAACCUUAUUUAGCGAUCCGUGAGUCCAAGUUCAAGUACGUGUUCCGCGUGGAUAGUGGGAAAGGAACGCACUUUUAUCGCUGUGACAAGAUGCGGGCUGAUGCAACAACAGGUGGCCUUGAUGACGAGGCACUGUCUUUGUGAAUGAUGUGUUCAAUUCCUCUUCUGCAUUAUUCUCUAUUGCUGAGUGAGUAUCUUCGGACGGACCAUCAGCAUUCUAAUGCACGGAGCACCGACUUACUCAUCACUGUUGAUGACCUACCAGGUAGACUACCUCCUCUACACGACCACUGACCGAGCCCUUUAUCUCUAACAAUCACUGGCUACCAAGCUUGCUUGCAUACCCACGGUCUACACCACGCAGAAUUGCACCACACACAGAUUCUGAAUUGGCCGAUAGCAUUCGAUUCUACUAGCUACCAGUAGUCAUUCCUGCACACAUCAGCCAUCAGAAAAGCAGAACAGAGGGUAUACCUUAUCAGUCCACACAAGUUAUUCUCUCCAGUCUCUCAGAUCCUUCCUACUAGGCUCCAACGAGAAUCCAAAUAGUAUAGCACAAGAAAAACCAGCACCAUGAGCAUGAUGAGAACGCCAAUACAGCGCUUCAACCUUGUCUUAAUAUCAGCAGCACUGUUGCUGAGUCAGCAGUCACUGGCAAACGCCCUGAUCACUCACAACACUCGAAGUAUCCGACCAUUGACGACGAGAACUCCUACUAGCACCACUCCUCCGUCUGUGGGUAUCAUCACCACUCGACGAUAUGCUUCCUUACAACCGAAUCCUUUUGACGACAAGAAGAAGGGAUCGUUUUGGUCUCCUUCCGAGGAACGAUCCAGUCCCCUAAAAGUACGGCGGCGGGUUCGAUCGGCCUUUCAAAAGUUUGGUCGAGGCAGCAAACUCUCAUCGGGUGAGUCGGAUACCGCUGAAAAGACCACAUGGUCUCGACCGGGAGAAAAGUCCAGUGCGUUGGGAGUGCGAAGUCGUGUGAAAGCCGUCUUGAAAAAGGCCAAGUCGAGGACGGGCAUUCAAAACUCGUCGGAAGAGGAACCGGCAGGCCUUUGGGUCGCCGAAGUCGCAUCCAUUGGAGGACUAUCCGAAGAAAGCGAUCUGGUCAUCAAGGCAAGAAAUGGCAAAGCCAAUGGUAAACCAGUCAAUGGAGCAGCAGCCGCUCCGAAUGGUAGCAGCAAGAGCAAUGGAGUGGUGGUGAAUCAUCCCAGUGCCACCAGUGCCAGUAAAUUGAGGGCGGCGGCUGUGGUGGAUCUCGAAGUGCACGGUAAAACUAGCAGCAGCAACUCUCGCGGGAACUCGACCGUGGUGGACGGACUGCGAGCCGAUGUUCCCACGGUACCACCCGAGCCUCUUCCCUUUACACUUCCCAAACUCACGCCCGAACAAGAAGCACAAUUGUUGGCGGGAGAGCGCGUCCAAGAACAGUCCAAAAUGGGACGCGAGGGAUCCGGUUAUGUCGUCAUGGAUGUCAAAGCACCGCCCUUUAUCAUUUGGGAAUGUCUCUUGGACUUUGAAAACUAUCCCGAACUCAUCAAAACGGUACGAUCCAUGGAAAUGUUUACCAGCAACAAAUUGAAAUCCGGGUAUCACGCCGAAAAACCCGUACCGGCAGGAACCAAUCGACAAAUACGACACUACGGAAUACCCAGUGUUACACGAGCCGCCUUUUGUCUCUCCAAGUUUCGAUUGAACAUUGCUGCCAUUCACAAUUAUCGUCCUCAUCCCGAUGGACACUACAUGGUCUUCAACUUGGAUCCCGAAUGUACCAAUAUGGUCUUGCAAAGUGCGAAGGGAAUCUGGUACACAGAAUCCCAUAUUGACGGACGGGGAGAGGAGUAUACCCGUGUUUGGUUGCUCUGCAGUCUAAAGGUAUCGUCACUACUGCCGAAAUUCAUUGUCGACUACACUGCCAAGAGAGCCAUGCCAAGAGCCACCAAUUGGCUCAGACCUCACAUUGAACCAAUCGCCGAAAUGUGGGCCGAAGAAGAACGAAAACAUGAGGCAAAAUAAACAAGAAGAUGGGACUUGCAGACCCUGCAGCAAUCUAUCGCCUCUCUUUGUUUCGUCCCUGUAACUUGCAAGGAUGCCAACAUGGUUUUGUCGUUUGCCCUCCAGCUUCCAAUUCCCACAUCAAAUCGGCAGUGUGGCCAUUCACGAAACGCCCGCUGCCGAGAACACUUACUUGGCUACAGUACAGGCAAGUGUUGGGUCAUUUAUUUGCUGCUUGGCAAAACAGUCCAUGCCAAGUUCAAAGGCCGACGAAUUGCAUUGGGCUUCGUCCAUCACCACCUGUUUUAGAGAGGCAGGUAAGACUGCUCCAUUGUAGAUAUUGAACAUAAACAACAACAUAGCCGCAAUCAGUUUUAUACCCUAAUCACGCACGUACCAAUUUGCCUCGUUUGUAAAUGCAGAUGAGGUCAGACAUAGGCAUCCAACGUAAGGGAUUACGCCUGAUACCGGUGCCCCCUCGGAAUUUUCACCAAUUCUAGCUAACCAACAAUUGGCUGGAGUACCCCAAUAAUGACACUUUCAUUUCAAGGAAAGGUUUGUGUUGUGAACCGCGCAACGGAAACCAUACGUAAGGUUUAGUUU